GACCUGUCGAAAUCAUCGCAAUUGGCCAAUCAACUUGCUCAGCAAUUGAGAACUGCAGACACCCCGGAUGGUGUUCGUUUGUUUUCGUUGCUCACACUUGGUGAACUUGGUAGAAAGUGUCCAAAAGUGUACGAAAAUGAUUCAACACUGAAACCAGAAGAGUUGCUCGUGGAUGCAUUCAAUUCGUCUUCUGAAGAACUGAAGACUGCAGCAUCGUAUUCACUGGGAAUGUUGGCAGUCGGAAAUCUGGAGAAAUUCCUUCCGUUCCUUUUGAAGCAAAUCAACUCACAACCCAAACGGCAGUAUCUUCUGCUGCAUGCACUUAAAGAGGUGAUUGGAUCAGAAAGUGUGGAUAUGAAAGCAAUGGAAUUCUUCAGACCGCGUAUUGAACAGAUCUGGCCAGUACUAAUGGAUCAUGCCAUCUGGCCAGUACUAAUGGAUCAUGCCGUAUGCGCUGAAGAGGGAACACGUAACGUUGUUGCGGAGUGUUUGGGAAAACUUUGUUUAGUGCAUCCUGAAUCUCUUUUGCCAUUACUUAAGGAUUGUACGGUAUCGAAGAAUCCUCUGAUGCGUGCUUCGGCCGUAACGGCAGUUAAGUUUUUGAUAGUUGAGCAGUGGACAGCUGCCGACGAUUUGCUGCAUGACGCUAUGCCAGAUUUUCUGCAAACUGUGAACGAUCGCGAUCUGAACAUUCGUGAUAUUCUUGAUGUAUUCCUACCGUCACUUUACGCUGAAACAAUGGUGAAGAAAGAGUUGGUUAGAGAGGUUGAAAUGGGUCCAUUCAAACAUACAGUGGAUGACGGCUUGGAUUUGCGUAAAGCUGCUUUUGAAUGUAUGUAUACGUUAUUGGAAACAUGUCUGGAACGAUUGGAAAUCAAUGAAUUUAUGACACAUAUGGAGAGCGGUCUUAAGGAUCAUCACGAUAUCAAGCUAUUAACUUGUUUGAUGUUAGCACGUUUGGCUGCUCUGUGUCCCACACAAGUGCUACAACGUCUCGACAGACUUUGUGAACCGUUGAAGGUUAGCUUUAAAAGAGGAUUGAUUUGA
Messenger RNA from Anisakis simplex (herring worm), 1047 nucleotides. The record is from the annotation of a GenBank genome assembly. Lineage: Eukaryota; Metazoa; Nematoda; Chromadorea; Rhabditida; Anisakidae.